Oncorhynchus tshawytscha (Chinook salmon) is the source of this 375-nucleotide messenger RNA. RefSeq names its product keratin-associated protein 5-5-like. The coding region runs from base 1 to 375 and encodes 124 amino acids. The transcript is spliced from 3 exons. The record is from RefSeq and is a predicted model, not a curated record. Lineage: Eukaryota; Metazoa; Chordata; Actinopteri; Salmoniformes; Salmonidae.
AUGGAGGCAGGACCCAGGCUCUUCACUGACUCUGCAGACACACCCAGGAUCAUGCUCCAGUGUGAGCGGACGUGUGAGUGUGAGCGGACGUGUGAGUGUGAGCGGACGUGUGAGUGUGAGCGGACGUGUGAGUGUGAGCGGACGUGUGAGAGUGUGAGCGGAGCGUGUGAGUGUGAGCGGACGUGUGAGCGGGCGUGUGUGAGCGGAUGUCGGACGUGUGAGUGUGUGAGCGGACGUGUGAGCGGACGGACGUGUGAGUGUGGACGUGUGAGUGUGAGCGGACGUGUGUGUGAGCGGACGUGUGAGUGUGAGCGGACGUGUGAGCGGACGUGUGAGUGUGAGCGGACGUGUGAGCGGACGUGUGAGUGUGUGUGA